AUGCCCCACACUAGUGUUGACUCGGUUUCGCACCCAUCUGACAUUGACUAUAGGGCAGAAGUUCUCCUCUUAGUCACUAAAUUCGAGGCAGGUGAAGAUGACAUAGUGAUAUCUGCAUAUCCAAGCAGAGACUCUACACCUGACAGUCAACAUAGCCAUGAUUAUGAGCCAUGCCUCGGUGGCAACUCGCAUGGUCAAGGCGCCCCUGUGUACUCCUGUGGGUGCUACCGGCGUACGAAAGUUGAACAUACAGACGCACCUGAACAACACCAGGGACUGGGGCUUAAACAGGAGGUUGAUAGUAGCGGCGAAAUCUGGCCCCUGAAGUGCAAGAGGUCCAAGUCAACCUUCGAGUCAGACUCUCUAGGAGAUAUAGUCAUGACGCCACACUGCUUUGGACGAAACCUGACCAAUGUCCAACACGCUAAAUCAGUGCUGGCACUUGAAGGAUUGAAGCGCAGGAAGCUGGAGAAGGCCUUUGAAUUAAACAGAAGCGCAACUCACGAAACCUUGAUCCAGGAUAUCGUGAAACAUCUCGAAGCUGCCAUUGACAGACAGACGGAAGUGUUGUCCAAGAUUUAUGGUGUUCUGGAGAGCCGUGCUAAGUAA
Messenger RNA from Suillus discolor, 609 nucleotides. RefSeq lists its product as uncharacterized. Bases 1 to 609 code for a protein of 202 amino acids. The record is from RefSeq and is a predicted model, not a curated record. The transcript has 3 exons. NCBI's taxonomy places the organism in Eukaryota, Fungi, Basidiomycota, Agaricomycetes, Boletales, Suillaceae.